Iphiclides podalirius (scarce swallowtail) is the source of this 984-nucleotide messenger RNA. The record is from the annotation of a GenBank genome assembly. Lineage: Eukaryota; Metazoa; Arthropoda; Insecta; Lepidoptera; Papilionidae.
AUGGAUGCUGCUCUUUCCAUGCUUGACUUUCACAGAAAAAUGAUGAACGAAUAUCAGUGCCGGAACUAUGUUGCCGAACAAAUAUUGCAGGAGAUGGGCAAAUCGGUGAUGCAGAGUCGACUUGGAAAACCAUAUGACGUUAACAGCAAAGAUGGCAGUGCAAUAUCACGGUCACAGGAUUUGAGAAACAAUGUUAUGUACGAUAUCGGAUCAGCAAAUUACCAGGAAUGGCUCUCUAAAGUAGCCGCUAUCAACGACGUAUACCGACAUUAUAAAGUAAAUAAUACCAUUAACGCAAGCAAUGUGCCGUCAUCACAUACAUUACAACCACAUUUGCAAACACGGGAAGGGUACGAAGUGUAUGAAGGCCACGACACGCCAAGUUACUCUGAAGCCGAGACAAUGCCUUAUGAGGUCUCCAAGCACAGUGGUGGUUAUGAAUAUUCAAUGCCACCGCCACCGCCACCAGUCUAUCAUGCUCCGCAUGAGCCUCACGAGGAUUAUGUGGUGGAACGUGAGAGUCACAACGGCUUGGGAAUUGCUGACCUAUUUGAUAUUUCGCUUACAGGCAUUGCCUUUCUGUCGUUCGGCAUGUUUGUACUUCAAGUGCUGAUGUGUAUAACUAUGAGCGACCAGCGGACACAAGUCAUGCAGAUGGUCGACAACGGUGACACGGUGAACGUGGACGAGGUGUUCCGGUUCAAGAGAGACUCGGGCCGAGCGGCGCCUGUUAGGGAUCUAAACACGCUGACGAGAUAUGCCCUCAUGGCGGUCAGGCCGCGGAGCACGCCCUGCCUGUACCGCGUGCUUUGCCUGGGCAACAAGCGCGCGAAGAACUUAGAUAACACCAAUCGCUAUUGGCUGCCGCUGUGGCAUGCUGGUGUGGCAUGGUUGCGUGGAGGUGCUCUCGGUGCCUUGCGUGCCUCUGUGCUGGGAUUGGGCGGAGCUGAUUGCGAACAUCUUUACCCGAAACACCAUUGCAUU